CGGCAAGCCAGAGCUACAGCCGGUCCAGUGCCUUGAUGGCAGGGCGCUUCCCAAAGGUGUGCCCACAUAUUGCUAUAUGCCGGUUUGGCUUGGACGUCCGAGCGAAGAGGUUUCUCUUCGGGAAUCCAGGAUCUUACUCACCGACUUUGGGGUUGCAUUCAAGCCCUCAGAAGAGUGCCGGACUUCUUAUCCUAUCCCCUUGAUGUUGACCCCACCAGAGAAGCAAUUCCUCCCUGACAAGCCUGUCUCAUUUCCAUCCGAUAUAUGGUCUCUUGCCUGUACAAUAUGGUCAAUCAUUGCGCCGGGAGACUUGUUUGCAGCGUACUGGGAGAACCUGUUAAUCUAUGACUAUACCGAGGUCUUGGGCAAGCUGCCCACCGAAUGGUGGGAGCGCUGGCACGGACGAACUGAAUGGUUUGACGAGAAUGGCAAUAUAAAAGACGAAGAUGAACCCCCGAAGACGUUAGCUGAUCGCCUAGAGGAGUAUAUACAGAAGCCAAGAGAAAGGGUGGGGAUGGAGACAAUGGGGUACGAAGAGAAGGAGGCUUUCCUUUGCCUUCUCUGGUCGAUGCUGAAGUACUUGCCGAGUGAAAGGAUUUCAGCUGACGAGGUUUUAGAGUCAGAAUGGAUGCGUAGGUGGGCAAUCCCUGAACUCGAUAGAGCUGGAACUGAAGGUGAUAGCGACACAGACAACUCGGGGUUGGAUAUUGAACGGAGGCCCUAGGAACAUAUCCG
This is a messenger RNA of Canariomyces notabilis, 735 nucleotides long. RefSeq lists its product as uncharacterized. NCBI's taxonomy places the organism in Eukaryota, Fungi, Ascomycota, Sordariomycetes, Sordariales, Chaetomiaceae. The transcript has a single exon. Gene Ontology annotation, cellular component: nucleus; cytoplasm. The record is from RefSeq and is a predicted model, not a curated record. Bases 77 to 724 code for a protein of 215 amino acids. Gene Ontology annotation, biological process: intracellular signal transduction; protein phosphorylation. Gene Ontology annotation, molecular function: protein serine/threonine kinase activity; ATP binding.